Molecule: messenger RNA, 990 nt
Organism: Plasmodium relictum
Lineage: Eukaryota; Apicomplexa; Aconoidasida; Haemosporida; Plasmodiidae
Product: 3-demethylubiquinone-9 3-methyltransferase, putative
Exons: 2
Coding region: 1-990 (329 amino acids)
Biological process (GO): ubiquinone biosynthetic process
Molecular function (GO): 2-methoxy-6-polyprenyl-1,4-benzoquinol methyltransferase activity
Source: RefSeq, a predicted model, not a curated record
AUGAAGAAAAUAUUAAAUGAAUAUAAAAAUAAUGUAAUUAAGUUUUCUCAAGUUAACAAAAAGUUUUACUCUGAAAAAAUUGUUGACGAAAAAGAGAAACUUUUUUUUAAUAACUUAAGUAAUAAAUGGUGGCAUAAAAAAGAAAAUGAAAACUUUUGUGAUAUUUUAGAAAAAGUAAUAGGAAAAAAUUUAUAUAGCUUACAUGAUUAUAAUAAAUAUAGAUUUGACUUUAUAUUUAACAAUUAUGAAUUUAUAUAUUUUCAAAAGUUAAAAAAACAAAAAAAAUUUAAUAAAAAAAUAAAUAUUCUAGACAUAGGAUGUGGGGCAGGUAUAUUAUGUGAAUACAUGAAAAAUAAUAUUUAUUAUUUUUUAAUUAAAAAUAAUAUCAUAUCUGAAACAUACAAUUCAUCAUUAGAAAAAGUAGAAGUAAAUAUUGAUGGUAUAGAUAUAUCAAAUAACUUAAUUGAUUUGGCAAAGAAAAGACAAGAAGAAAAUGAAAUAGAAUAUAAUAAAAUAGAAGAAAACAGUAAUAUAAAUAUUAAUUUAAAUUAUACAAAUUGUGAUAUAGUUCAUUUAGUGAAUUCAAAUAAAUUAAAUGAAAAAAAAUAUGAUAUAAUUAUUUCUUCAGAAGUUAUUGAGCAUAUACCUAAUAAUAAAAAAAUAUAUUUCAUAAAGUGUAUAUCUGAACUAUCUAAACCUAAUGCAUUAGUUGUAUUUACUUCUAUUAAUAAAAAUUGUUUCUCUUAUUUUUAUACAAUAAUAUUGGCCGAAUAUAUAACAGGAAUAAUUAAAAAGGGAACACAUGAUUAUCAAAAAUUUAUUGAUAUAAAAGAGCUAAACAAUAUUUGUGAAUAUUUUAAUUUAAAUAAUAUAAACACAAAAUAUGUCAUAUAUCUUCCUAUUAUUAGAAAUUAUUUUACAACUAAAAAAUUGAAAUUGUUAUAUCUUUCAGCUUUUAUUUAUAAAGAAAAAAAAGGAACUUUAACUUGA